UCGCAAGGGAUGACGCGAUACAUGGAUUUAUCACGAACACGGACAAUGUCUCCUCAAAUGGCCUGUGAUAUAGAUAAGAUAACGCAGGGGUCUUAUCAUUCCAUUGCUACCUAGUCCCUUAAUCCUGCGUUUUCAUACCAUCUGAGAUAGUUACACUUGGUGUUCUUCAAGACCGCGCUGGAAUCACUCAGAUCCGUACCUUCAACAAACCGAGCCUAGGACAAUACAACCUUCGAUAUGGUCGCUCCCGUGACUGGAAGAACAGUCUCGUCGACUGGAAGGGACACCCAUCAGGCACAAUCACGAUUGUCACGCCCACUUCAAGAUUCAGGCUCUUUGAGCCAAUUCCCUCGCUCGGAUCUCACGCCUGUCAUUGGUAGGGAAUAUACAGGGUUACAGAUUACGGAUAUCUUGAAUUCAGGGGACUCCGAUCGAAUCAUCCAGGAUCUUGCUGUGACUGUCUCCCAACGAGGCGUAGUCUUCUUAAGAAAUCAAGACGUGACACCCGCGCAAAUGCGUAUAUUCACAGAGCAUUUAUCCCGUCUAUCUGGAUCUCCCGAAUCCUCCACCCUCCACAUCCACCCCCUAACAGAAGAAGGCUCCGAACUCGGUGACCAAAUCAGCGUAAUCAGCAGCGCCAAACAAAGAAAAGGUGGCGGUCUCACCCACCAACUCAACGACGUUAGUCGUUUCGCCUCCGUCGGCUGGCACUCGGAUAUAAGCUUUGAACCUGUUCCGUCGGAUUAUGCCAUGUUGAAGAUUCACGAGUUACCACUCACGGGCGGUGAUACGCUCUGGGCGUCGGGGUAUGAGGUAUAUGAUAGGCUUUCGCCGAGUUUUGCGGCGCUUUUGGAGGGUUUAAGUGCUACGCAUGAUGCAAGGUUCUUUCAUGAUGAGGCCGCUAGACUGGGGAAUCCAUUGAGAAAGGGCGUUCGCGGGUCACCGCUUAAUUUUGGUGACUCGUUGACUGCUAUUCAUCCUGUUAUUCGGACGAAUCCCGUGACGGGUUGGAAAUCUGUCUACGUGAACCGCGGUUUUACUCGGCGUAUAAACGAAGUCACAAAAGACGAGUCAGACGUCAUUCUGCAAUAUUUAUUCAACCUUCUCACCCAAAACCAUGACGCCCAGGUUCGGUUCAAAUGGAACAAGAACGAUGUGGCUAUUUGGGACAACCGCUCUACAUGGCAUACUGCCACUUAUGAUUAUAGCGAGACGCGUACUGGGGACCGCGUGUGUAGUUUGGGAGAGAGUCCUUAUUAUGAUCCUCAGUCGAAAUCUCGGAGGCAGGCUUUGGCGGAGGAAGACUAG
Penicillium brasilianum is the source of this 1308-nucleotide messenger RNA. The record is from the annotation of a GenBank genome assembly. NCBI's taxonomy places the organism in Eukaryota, Fungi, Ascomycota, Eurotiomycetes, Eurotiales, Aspergillaceae.